This is a messenger RNA of Amoebophrya sp. A25, 1195 nucleotides long. The record is from the annotation of a GenBank genome assembly. NCBI's taxonomy places the organism in Eukaryota, Dinophyceae, Syndiniales, Amoebophryaceae.
AUGCGAGAAGCAGGUACCUCUACUUUGAUUUCCACUUAGAUCUUCAUACAAGACGACUAUAAGACAUACACUUUAACAAAAAAUUCAAAUUUUUUGUUACGUUUAGUCGAUGUCUGAUAAGUUGAUUCUUACACAACUCUGUGAAAAUGAAAUAUCAUCCAGUCAUCAUCUGGUAGACAACUACAGGGUAUUUAUUAUAACCUUCUUCUACCCUACCCCAACAGCUACUUCGAGUGCGGUGAUGAAUGCCGAUGAUGGGCAACGCAGUAGUGCUUCUUCUCAGAGAGCGCCUGAACAAGGAGCGACGCAGGGAAUUCAACAGGAGGGUAGUGGUCGUAGAGGUGCGACUCGUAGCAGUAGCUCUUCAGCUGUCGGUUCCUCUGCACGUAGUGCUGCUGCUUCGUCUGCGCGUAGCAGUGCGCGGAUGCACGAAAAAUCGAUCCAGCCUGUCGUGAGGCCCCACGCGGUUAAACACAACCACGCAACUGUAGUGAAGGAGAUGGGGAUUCAGCCCUUGAACAUGCAGAAAGUACAGUCGCAAAAAUCGGCUGUCGAUAACCUAGUAGCCGGAGCAACACAACUGGGUAACGGAGGAGCAGGGGCGAUGACAAUGACGAUUCCCAUGAAGGCGCCUCCGCCAGCGCCGGCGAUACCUGGAAGCGCUGUUGGAUCCAACGUUUCGAGGCCGGUUUGAGGGAACUCUUUUUUAGCCACUGUGAAAUUAGUCUUAGAAUGAAAAGGAAGAGCGCGAAAAGCGUGGUAGAUACUAAUAUUUAUAAUAUUUCAACACCAACUCUCUCAUCUGAAUUUUAUCACAUUUUGUUUGCGAAAGAUACUCCAAUCAUCUCGAAGUUGAAAAACUAACUAACUGAUCUCCAAGUUUGAUAAUCGUGUUAACAGCUAAAAUCUAUUGGAAUCGAGUAAUUGAUGUUUGCUUCGGCAUUAUUAGCAUGUAGACACAAAAUGUUCUGUGAGUAGAAAGAUUUUUGUAGACUACUUCGAUAGAGGAGGAUAAUUGUAGAGUGUACUGGCGCUUCUGAUGUUGAGAACGCAAGGUUAUGAGAUUCUCAACUGCAUGCUGCUCAACAGCCAGGAAAAGCGCAUGUUUUCACGGUGCUGUGUUGCUUACGAAAACAUGAGAAGCUAAAAAAAUGUGGAAGGAAGCUGUGGAAGGAAGCUAGUGGAUAAGAGAGCG